GGCGGACAAAUGUAUGAGCUCAGGAGGGUUCUCACAGACACAGUGGCGCCAAGUCUUCACACACACUCACUGGGUUUCGUAAAGACUUCAAUUAACCCCUAAUCAUCGGGAUCGAUCAGGCGUUAACAAGGGCCAAUACAUAUGCAAAUCGCAGCAAGGGCCAGGGCCCCUAUAAAAGCUGACCCUGCACAGGGGCUGCUACCACGCGCUCCCUCUGACACUUGGCGGAUUUACAGGUCACUGAGCAGCACUGCGAACAUGGUGAAAUACUUUUCUGUGGACUGGCUGGCCCAGAGCCACGCCGCGCCGACCUGCAGACCUCAUGUUCCCUGCAUGGUGCAGCCGCGCCCGCCGGCUUAUGGCAAGAGUCACCUGCAGCCAAAACCCAAAGCAUCAAAGCCCGCAGGACGCAUGGAGCCAGUGGAGAGCAGCGGGCACCAGGAGUCCAGCCUGCGCUCACCUUCACAUCCAUCAAGCUGCGCCUCGCCAAUUUCAGAAAUCAGCGGGUAUUCCUCUGGGUACGAGAGCGAAGCAGCUUCCUCCGAGUGUCUCUCUGUGGACGAGGGAAGCGACGCGGAGAAAGACGGACCGCGGCGCCGAGUCCGCACCAAGUUCACCCCGGAGCAGAUCAGCAAGCUGGAGAAGAUCUUCACCAAGCACAAGUACCUGGACGCUGGGGAGAGAGUGAAGACAGCGCAGAGGAUGAACCUCAGCGAGACCCAGGUGAGGACCUGGUUCCAGAACAGGAGGAUGAAGCUGAAACGGGAGGUGCAGGACUACCUUGUCCCACCGGUGAUGUUCCAGUCUCUGCCCCCGGUUCAGUACCACAGCAUGGCCGGACAGAGACCCCUCUACCCAGCGACCGGCCCGGCCUUUUACCCGCUCCCCGUCCCGCAGCUGGUCCUCCGGCAGCAGAUGCCCCCUCAGCACCCUCCUCAUCGCAUGAUCCGACAUUUCUACUGAAGAACUGUCAGAGACUCUUCCGACUGAAACACUUAGAAAUCCAAACGAGUGCAAUCCAGAGCUGUUUUUAUCUGAUGUGUGAUUUUUUUUAAUUAUAUUUGGAAAAAAAGUUGUAAAUAAUUUACAGAAAAGUCUAUUUAUCACUGAAUAAAGUUUCUUCUAUACUGCA
Siniperca chuatsi (mandarin fish) is the source of this 1132-nucleotide messenger RNA. RefSeq names its product ventral homeobox (gene vox). Lineage: Eukaryota; Metazoa; Chordata; Actinopteri; Centrarchiformes; Sinipercidae. Gene Ontology annotation, cellular component: nucleus. Gene Ontology annotation, biological process: cell differentiation; regulation of transcription by RNA polymerase II. Gene Ontology annotation, molecular function: DNA-binding transcription factor activity, RNA polymerase II-specific; RNA polymerase II cis-regulatory region sequence-specific DNA binding. The record is from RefSeq and is a predicted model, not a curated record. Bases 142 to 963 code for a protein of 273 amino acids. The transcript has 3 exons.